Messenger RNA from Trichomycterus rosablanca, 4587 nucleotides. It is a transcript of the gene sec24b, whose product is annotated as SEC24 homolog B, COPII coat complex component. The transcript is spliced from 24 exons. Gene Ontology annotation, cellular component: COPII vesicle coat; endoplasmic reticulum exit site. The record is from RefSeq and is a predicted model, not a curated record. Lineage: Eukaryota; Metazoa; Chordata; Actinopteri; Siluriformes; Trichomycteridae. Gene Ontology annotation, biological process: endoplasmic reticulum to Golgi vesicle-mediated transport; intracellular protein transport; COPII-coated vesicle cargo loading. The coding region runs from base 124 to 3675 and encodes 1183 amino acids. Gene Ontology annotation, molecular function: zinc ion binding; SNARE binding.
UGACACAUCUUCACCUACAGAAGCUCGAUGGCACCGAGUCACUGCUGACAUCCACACUUUUACUUCCAUCUGAUCUUAUAAACACACACGGGAUUAUAAAGCUGAACCGGGGAUUAAGUGAGGAUGUCUGCGCCGGGUUACAGCAAUCUGAACUCCGCUGUGAAUGACUACAGCUCAGCGCAGAACGGCGGGGACACGGCGGCGGAUCCCAGCGCCACCAGCGCCGCCUAUCACAGAAACGGUCCAGGUCAGACCCACCCGACCAUGUAUCCCGCCUCGAACUACUACGGCGCACCUCAGCACGGUUACCCGGCCAUGCCAGCGCCCCCGAACCCCACCGUGCCUGGAAAAGUGCCCCAGAUGAACACCAACAGCACUAACUACUACCCCAACAGCCACCCUCCGACCGGCCCGCCGCCCGUCUCUGGAUCAGCUUAUUACUCUGCUGCUCCGGCCCAGAUGACCAGCGGUGCCACCCCUGCUGCUUCUGCUGCCCCUCAGUACCCACCCCAUUCGUACCAACAGCGUUACACUGCACCCGCUAACUACUACGGACAGAAUUACGCCACGCCCGCACCGGCUCAGCAGAACCAGAACCCACCGCCGGCGUCCAGUGGCGCUAAUCAGGGUCCCCCAAUGUACCCCAUUGUUUCCUACCCAUCAGCCCCGGGCAGCAGUCAGUACGGAACGCUGAGGUCGUCCCAGACCGCCGCCGGACCGCCGCCUACCCAGACUGCUCUGCAGCCGCAACCCCAGCAGCAGUAUCCUCAGGGUAACAGGGGCACACCCACGCUAGUGCAGCAGGCGUACGGAGCCCCGCCCUUAGAGCAGACGGCAGCUGUCAACGGCCAAGCAAGUGCAGGUCCGCAGCACUAUAACCAGCAGGCUCCUCUUCCUCCGGGCCCCGAUGGGCAUCGCCCACCAUCGGGCACCCCGUCCACAUCCGUGCACUCUUCCCCGGGACGCCAGUCUGGGCCGCUGAUUGGUGGAUAUGGGGUCAAUAGAGCCGCUAGUUCCUCCACAGGGUUGCCAGGUGACCACUCCUCAUCCAGCUCGGACCACGAGGACGAGGAUGAGGAGGAUGAGGAAGCAGGUGCAGACAGCUCCUCCACCACUACAGGGAGCGCGUCUCCUGUUCCCAACAGCUACGAGUCUAUGGAGGGAGGAAGUUACCCAGCCCCGUCCUCGGUUCCUCCUCCUCCGUCCACGGAACCUCCCAAACAGGCCCCGCCUUUCGGGUACAACUACCCGACCCUGCAGCCCGGCUACCAACAAGGCCCCGCUCCCAGAGCUGAGCCCAUGCCCACUUCCUCGCAGGGAGGGUACAAUCCCGCCGGAUACCAGCCGUAUUCACAGCCCUUCCCCAGUAUGAAUCAGCUCUCGGCAGCGCUGGGUGGACUGAGCGGCGUUCCCGAGCUGGAGACGGAAGCGCUGCGGCCUAUGAACCUGCUACAGGAACGGAACAUGCUCCCACCUACGCCCAUCACGCCACCCGAACCAAAACUCAGCACCGACCUGCGCAAGGUCAACUGCAGCCCGGAUACGUUCCGCUGCACCCUGACUAGCAUCCCUCAGACUCAGGCUCUGCUGAACAAAGCGCGCCUGCCGCUGGGACUCCUCCUGCACCCGUUCAGAGAUCUGACACAAUUGCCGGUCAUCACCUCUAACGCUAUCGUUCGGUGUCGUUCCUGUCGGACGUACAUCAACCCCUUCGUGUCGUUCCUGGACCUGCGCAGGUGGAAGUGCAACCUCUGCUACCGUGUGAAUGAUGUUCCUGAAGACUUCAUGUACAACCCGGUCACGCGUUCCUACGGUGAGCCGCACAAAAGACCAGAAGUGCAGAACUCCACCGUCGAGUUCAUCGCCUCCUCAGAUUACAUGCUGCGACCUCCUCAGCCUGCAGUGUACCUGUUUUUGCUGGACGUAUCCCACAAUGCCGUGGAGACGGGCUACCUGAGCGUGCUCUGUCAGUCCCUUCUGGAAAACCUGGAGAAGCUGCCCGGAGACACCCGGACCCGAAUCGGAUUCGUGACGUUCGACAGCACGGUUCACUUCUACAACCUGCAGGAGGGGCUUUCACAGCCGCAGAUGCUGGUGGUGUCCGACAUCGAUGACGUGUUCAUCCCCACCCCGGACAGUCUGCUGGUGAAUAUGAAGGAGAGUCAGGAGCUGGUGAAGGACCUGUUGACCGCGCUGCCUGGGAUGUUCACGCACACGCGGGAGACCCACAGUGCCCUGGGCCCGGCUCUGCAGGCCGCCUACAAGCUGAUGACGCCCACCGGAGGCCGUAUUUCUGUGUUCCAGACGCAGUUACCCACCAUCGGAGCGGGACUGCUACAGUCACGAGAGGAUCCGAAUCAGAGAUCCAGCACCAAGGGUGUGCAGCAUCUGGGUCCUGCUACAGAUUUCUAUAAGAAGCUGGCCCUGGACUGUUCGGGUCAGCAGAUCGGUGUUGACCUGUUCCUGCUCAGCUCUCAGUACGCUGAUCUGGCUUCUCUGGCGUGCAUGUCUAAGUUUUCGGCCGGCAGCGUUUUCUACUACCCCUCGUUCCACCACGCGCACACUCCGGCUCUGAAGGUGAAGCUGCAGAAAGACCUGCAGCGCUACCUCACCAGGAAGAUCGGCUUCGAGGCCGUCAUGAGGAUCAGGUGCACCAAAGGAAUGUCCAUCCACACGUUCCACGGCAACUUCUUUGUGCGCUCCACUGACCUGCUGUCUCUGGCUAACAUAAACCCAGACUCCGGGUUCGCCGUGCAGGUUUCCGUCGAGGAGAGCUUAGCCGAUACGACACUAGCGUGCUUCCAGGCCGCCCUGCUCUACACGUCCAGCAAAGGUAAACGGCGAAUCAGAGUGCACACGCUGUGUCUGCCUGUGGUCAGCCAGCUUAACGAAGUGUUUGCUGGAGCCGACGUUCAAGCCAUCAGCUGUCUGCUCGCCAACAUGGCUAUCGACCGCUCUCUGUCCUGCAGCGUUUCGGAUGCCCGGGACGCCCUGGUGAACGCCGUGGUGGAUUCGUUGGAGUCGUAUCGCGCCAACGUGUCUAACGCGCAGCAGUCCGGUGUUGUUGCACCCUUCGGCCUGCGCCUCUUCCCCCUGUACAUACUCUCUCUGCUCAAACAGAAAGCGCUGCGGACGGGGACGAGCACGCGGCUGGAUGAGCGAGUGUUCGCCAUGUGCGAGUUCAAGAGUCAACCGCUCAAACAGAUCAUGCACAUGAUCCACCCCGACCUGUAUCGCAUCGAUAACCUCAUCGAACAGGGGGCGCUGCAGUUGAAUGAGCGAGUCAUUCCUCAGCCUCCACUGCUGCAGCUCACAGCUGAGAAGCUCACCAGAGAGGGAGCGUUCCUCAUGGACUGUGGCAGUGUGAUGUAUGUGUGGGUGGGGAAGUCCUGUAACGAGGAGUUCCUGCGGGACGUACUGGGCUGUGCAGACUACACAUGCGUACCGACCAGCAUGAUGGAGUUCCCCGUGUUGGAGACUGUGGCGUCUGAGAGAACCAGAGAGUUCGUGACCUGGCUGCAGGAGUCCAGAGGAUUCAGCGCGGCGCUUUAUCUGUACAAAGACGACCUGUCGGCCAAGAGCAAUUUCUUCCAGCACCUGGUUGAGGACCGAUCCGAAUCUGCCUUCUCCUACUACGAGUUCCUGCUCCACGUCCAGCAGCAGCUCUCCAAAUAGAACUGAAGCUGGUCUGCUACACACCUCAGACCCACCUACCCACCACAGCAGGGGCGUCGUCCCACCGUCCUGCAGAGAUAGACACACCCCUCCUACCUGCCGCCGGCCAGUCACAGCCUGCGGUGCCUAAAGGGGGGCGGGGCUACAGAUCACCCAUCGAGGGAUAAUAAAGCAGCAAAUCGAACACGUGGACUGGUAUAAACUGUGCAAACGGAUGAAGACGCUCUACACACACACACACACACACACACACACACGGGACUGAUUGCUCUUUUGAGAUUAAUCUUGUUUUAGGCACAAAUAUAUCCGAGUCCUAAUCUACGUCGUUUUGUUUUGUCCUCUUUUCAUUUGUUCAUCAUGUGCAUGGACACGAAUGUGAUUUACCUGCUUCUGUGAUUAUGUCCUCCUCUCUCACCUGUAACAGUAACGCCGCUCUUUUCCUUUACCCGUCUGUAACACUGCCGUCUGACCUCGCCCUCCUCUGUAGACGCCUCCUUCAUUCCGUCCUCCUCUCGUCUCUGCCCGUCCUCCAUCCUAUCAUUUUUAUUCCCCUUAUGUUUUUUAGUAAUCAGGAGUGCGCACGGGUGUAGUUUCCUACCGAGCGCUAGUGGGUCUAUAUAUCGAUUUCUAUACUGACGAGGUGGAGCGGUGUCGUAGCCCGAACGCAGACACACACACACACACACACACACACACACACACGUUAACACUCACCCUGAGCUGCCGGGAUCCCGAUCAGGAUCUGGAUGUAGAUCAGACUGUGGAAGCUAGGAUCCAUCCUCCUCUUCGAUUUUCUGGGGGAACUGAGCGCAGCGACGCCUCGCUCUCCACUUUGUAACUCUGGAGAAAAGAAAUAUUUUAUGUGCGAUAAUUUAUGAUGAGCUUAUUGAAUAAAAUGAAAGCCUAUUCCUC